AUGACCGACUCCUCUCGCCAUGUAUAUCGCAUUGCUUCUAUCCCAGGAGAUGGGAUUGGGAUAGAAGUGACAGAAGCAGCUUUGGAAGUUCUCAAAGCAGCUGUUCAGAAGUCUGGAAAGUACACUAUCGAAGCGACACAUAUUCCAUGGGGCACUGCUUUCUACAAAGAAACGGGGUCUUAUCUACCCGACGACUUUCGAUCGACCCUUAAAAGCUAUGAUGCAAUUCUCUUCGGCGCAGUAGGUGCACCAGACGUCCCUGAUCACAUCUCCCUCUGGGAACUGCUCUUAAAAAUGCGAGGGCCCAUGCAGCUCUACGCCAAUGUCAGACCAAUUCGCUGCUUCACCAAGCCCAGGCUAGAUGCGGAGCCCGCACAUCUCGACUGGCUGCUUGUGCGAGAAAACAGCGAGGGCGAGUACUCGGGCCACGGUGGACGUUCCCAUGUCGACCAGAACUGGGAAGUCGCCACAGACACAAACGUCUACACCCGGCACGGCAUCCGUCGUAUAAUGAAAUUCGCCUUCGAGGCUGCGAGUAAGCGGCCCCGCAAGCACCUGACUGUCGUCAGCAAGUCGAAUGCUCUACGAUACGGCCUUGUCCUGUGGGACGAGGUGGCGAAGGAGACUGCGAAGGACUUCCCGGAUGUCACGUGGGAUAAGGAAUUGGUGGACGCAAUGACUAUCCGCAUGGUGCAGAAGCCCUGGACUAUCGAUACGGUGGUGGGUACGAACCUUCACAUUGACAUUUUGUCGGAUCUCGCCGCUGCUCUUGCGGGCUCUAUUGGAAUAGCACCGUCUGCAAACUUAGACCCCGAACGUCAGAAUCCGUCUCUAUUUGAGCCUGUACACGGAAGUGCGUUUGAUAUUAUGGGGAAAGGUAUUGCUAAUCCUAUCGGCGCCAUCUGGGCGGCGGCAAAUAUGCUCGAGUGGCUUGGUGAACAAGAGUCAGCCGACGCCAUCUUGAAUGCUAUCGCACAUGUGUGCAAUGAGAAGAAGGUGACUGCCGAUAUGGGAGGAGAUCUGAAUACUAAACAAGCUGCGGCUGCUAUAUGUGAACAACUUCUGAAAUGA
Molecule: messenger RNA, 1071 nt
Organism: Aaosphaeria arxii CBS 175.79
Lineage: Eukaryota; Fungi; Ascomycota; Dothideomycetes; Pleosporales
Product: isocitrate/isopropylmalate dehydrogenase
Exons: 2
Coding region: 1-1071 (356 amino acids)
Molecular function (GO): NAD binding; oxidoreductase activity, acting on the CH-OH group of donors, NAD or NADP as acceptor
Source: RefSeq, a predicted model, not a curated record